CCGCGUUCCCGCGUGCGGCGGCUGCGAGGGGCUGCGGGCCCCGGCGGCGGCGCGGAGGAUGCCGCUGGGGCUGAAGCCCACGUGCAGCGUGUGCCGCAGCACCUCCUCCUCCAUGUGGAAGAAGGGCGGCCAAGGCGAGAUCCUCUGCAACAACUGCACGGCGCGCUCCGCGCCGCCCGGGCCUGGCGCCUUCGCCACCACCUCGGCCGCCGCCCAGCACAGCAACGGCGGCGGCGGCGGCGGCGGCAAGCAGAGCAAGCAGGAAAUCCACCGGCGGUCUGCGCGGCUGCGGAACACCAAGUACAAGUCAGCCCCUGCUGCGGAGAAGAAGGUUUCCACGAAGGGCAAAGGGAGGAGGCACAUUUUCAAGUUAAAAAAUCCCAUUAAGGCUCCUGAAUCUGUAUCCACUAUAAUUACAGCAGAAUCAAUCUUUUAUAAGGGUGUGUACUAUCAAAUUGGAGAUGUUGUUUCAGUGGUUGAUGAGCAGGAUGGAAAAACAUACUAUGCUCAGAUCCGUGGGUUUAUUCAGGACCAAUACUGUGAAAAGAGCGCUGCACUAACCUGGCUCAUUCCAACACAAGCCAGCCCCAAAGAUUGUUUUGAUGCUGCAUCUUAUAUCAUAGGACCAGAAGAAGAUCUCCCAAGGAAAAUGGAAUAUUUGGAAUUUGUUUGUCACGCACCCUCAGAAUAUUUCAAAUCUCGAUCAUCUCCCUUCCCUACUGUUCCUACAAGACCAGAGAAAGGCUAUAUAUGGACUCAUGUGGGACCUACUCCAGCAAUCUCCAUUAAAGAAACUGUUACCAAUAACUUAUAAUUUUUUUAAAAAGGAAUACUCUGGACUAGUUAUUUUGGGUGUAUUCUCAGGUCUGUGAACCCCAUACAAGAAGUUUUUAAAAAAUUAUAAAAGGUUCAGGUUACUUCAUGGACUGUGGUACUUAUUUUAAGUUACAUCAGAUCUUUAAAGUGGAAGUUCUCUUUCUGUUUGAUGUGUCUUUUCCAUGUUUCAUUCUUCAGUCGUUGUUGCUCAGCUACAAAUUUUAUCUUCCAGUUCAGUAAGGAUAUGAAUGACUUAAAGUUGCCUUUAAUGUUGUUAUUUUCUAACUUAUUUCCAGUAAAUGAGUUACAAUCCAUACUUCUAAUCAUCCAGCGCUUUAUUUACUUCUUUAACAUAGUUUACUAUGACUGUAAUUUGUGGGUUUUUUCCUAAAAAUAACUUAAGACUAGUUUCAAAUAAACACUUUUGAGGGUCUAAACUUGAGCAGUGAUGCAGUUAAGCUUUCUGUUCCACUAGAGAGAAGUGAUCUCCUUUGAUAUUUGUUCUUUAAACUAGAAUCUGUUUUCAUAGCGGUAUGUACAAUAUGGCUGUGGUCUUGUUCAGCUGUCCUCUUUUAAAGGAAGUUUGUUCAGCUGAAUCUAAAAAAUGUGCACCUAUGUAGCUUUCUGCUGAACUUUAUUUACACUUGGGGAUAUAUUUCUUAUUAAGAUGGACACAAAUUAAAGAAUUAAUGUUCUUUGA
Messenger RNA from Rhea pennata, 1516 nucleotides. RefSeq names its product GATA zinc finger domain containing 1 (gene GATAD1). Lineage: Eukaryota; Metazoa; Chordata; Aves; Rheiformes; Rheidae. Gene Ontology annotation, molecular function: zinc ion binding; sequence-specific DNA binding. The transcript is spliced from 5 exons. The record is from RefSeq and is a predicted model, not a curated record. Gene Ontology annotation, cellular component: nucleus. Gene Ontology annotation, biological process: regulation of DNA-templated transcription; chromatin organization. Bases 59 to 814 code for a protein of 251 amino acids.